AUGAAAUUACAAGGGCGGGUGGGUGGGUCUGAGCUGACGAAAAUCGGAAUGGUGAUCGCGAGGGCCGAGCCCUCACCACAACUUAGCUCCUCCCCUUUCUCUGGCUUCCGGCCAAGCCCUCGUGAUCGCCAUUCUGGUACUUCAUCAGCUCGAUGUGGUGGUUCUGUAUACUAUCACCGAUAUUAUAACUGGAUAAGAAUUGACGAUGCUGAAGGAUUGGGUCUAGAAAAAGAUCUAGUGCAGAUUAACAAAGAACGGUUCAAUUUGCUCGUUGCACACUUUCGUGCAGGAACAUCGCAAAACUAUUGCCAGGACUUUUGUCAGGUAUUUCUCCUUCGGGAAUAA
Messenger RNA from Strongylus vulgaris, 345 nucleotides. Lineage: Eukaryota; Metazoa; Nematoda; Chromadorea; Rhabditida; Strongylidae. The record is from the annotation of a GenBank genome assembly.